UUUCCAUUCUGCAUGGUGCAUGUAUGUUAGUGGAGCCCGCACUCAUACAUUCAUUUAGCUGCAGGUCUAGCUGUGUGUAAUGAGUGUCUCCUCUCCUCCCCUCCUGCCCAGGUCUGAGCGGUGCUUCCUCCCCUCCCAUUGUCUGUAUAGCAGCACAGUGAGUUAAUGCAGAAUCCCAGCCCUGCUCUCUGCAUCCUGCACACCCCUGCUGCCUCCUUGUCUCACUGCACUCCUCCGGAGCAUCGAUGUGAUUCUCCCCUCUCUCUCCCUGGUGGGGCUUUGCGGCUGUCUCUGUUUUGACGAAGGAAGACUAAACCUGAGUAGCAGGGAGACUCCUCCAGACACAAGCUGCAGGCAGACCAGGAUAACAGCCAACAGAUGGAUUUCCAACUAACAGACUCGCUGUACCAGGCUGCUCUGAGGGAGCUGUUCCUCAAUUCUAACCUGAGUGGCAACUUCUUCAACAGCACUGUGGACAGAAUCCUACCUCGUAGCAUGCAGGUCACCAUAGUGGUGGUCUAUCUGAUUGUCUGUGUAGUGGGGCUUGUGGGGAACUGUGCAGUGAUGUACGUCAUCGUCAGGUACACCAAGAUGAAAACAGCCACCAAUAUCUAUAUCUUUAACCUGGCCAUGGCGGAUGCUUUGGUGCUGAUAACCCUUCCAUUCCAGGGCACGGAUAUUAUAAUGGGGAAUUGGCCAUUUGGAAACGCCCUUUGUAAAAUUGCAAUUUCUAUUGAUUACUACAACAUGUUCACUAGUACCUUCACACUGACCAUGAUGAGUGUGGACCGGUACAUCGCCAUCUGCCACCCAGUGAAGGCGCUCGACAUCCGCACUCCACACAAGGCGAAAGUCAUUAAUAUCUGUAUCUGGAUACUUGCGUCCUUUAUUGGGAUCCCAGCAAUGGUCAUGGGAGCAGCGGAGAUGGACAGUGAAGGUACCGAAUGUAUGGUUCAGCUACCAGAUCCAGAACGCUACUGGGAACCAGUCUUUGGCACCUGUGUUUUCCUCUUCUCCUUCGUCAUACCUGUCUUAAUUAUCACCAUCUGCUACAGCUUGAUGAUCAGGCGGUUAAAGAAAGUACGGGUUUUGUCUGGGUCAAGGGAAAAGGACCGGAACCUGCGUCGUAUCACUCGGCUGGUAUUGGUGGUUGUAGCUGUGUUUAUUAUCUGUUGGACCCCAAUCCAGAUUUUUGUGUUGGUGCAGAGCCUUGGAGCUAAGCCCGACAGUGAUGUAAAGGUUGCCAUCCUUCACUUCUGCAUUGCACUGGGCUAUAUCAAUAGCAGCCUUAACCCUGUGCUUUAUGCCUUCUUAGAUGAAAACUUCAAAGCCUGCUUCAAGAAGUUCUGCUUUCCCUCUGCCUUUCGCACUGAAUUGCAGAUGUCCAACAGGAUGUGCAGCAUUGCCAAAGAUGUUGCUUAUGCCUGCAAGAACUCAGAUGGUCCGAAUAAUCCGGCAUGACUAGGCAUGGAACUGCCCAUGAUGGGUGGAGAAACAGACCAAGUGGGGACUAAUCCACAGGCGGAACUGACACAGAUAACCGCUUUGUGACAAAGAUGAGGGUGUUGAAAGAGACACCUAAAUUUAGAUUCACCAAUAAAUGUACACAAUGGAGUGUACCAUUGAAAUUCAUUGGUUAUUUAAUAUGGAACUCAGCAGCCUCUUAUAAGGACAGAGGAAAGAUGCUCAUCUUAAACUGAUUUCUGCGAAAAACCAAUGAGGCUCAUAUUUUUUUCAAGAGACAUUCAAGCUCCUUGUUGAAAUGUAAUUCGCCUUCAUUAUCUUCUCCCCAAAGUCUUAAAUCUAUUUACCCCAAAGGAGCAGAAAUCACGGUAUGUGUGAAAUGAUUCUCCUUUAACCCACUCCAAACCACUCAGUCCUCAACAGCUCAUGAAUUCUAUAUUUGUAUAUGUGUACAAAUAAAUAUUUAUUAUAUAUUGCACAUGCAUAUAUCCUGUUGGCUAAAAACAUCAAGGAUAUAUGACCAAAUCCAUCAUAAUAUUUUUGUCCAUAAUAGGUGUUUCUCAAAGGUGGUGGACUUUACCAUCAAACGUUUCCUGCUGCAGCCACAAGCACAUGUAUAAAGUGGCUAUCAAAUCUAAGUUCUGGACUGAAAAGAAUCUAACUUCAAAUUUUCAGUUGGAAAUGUUUAGGGCUGAUGACUCAGUCAAGAAAUAUACCUUCUGCCAACAAGAACCCCAUUUCUAAGGAGAUUUGCAAGUCAGUUUAUCAGCCUGAGAAGUUUUUUUCCAUGCACCCCAAGAGUGGCCUGUUCUUUUCCUGGUCUCCAGAUAAUGAUGUUAUUAUUCUACAAUAUCCUUGAAGUGUUGAAAGACAAAGUGGUCAACUUUAAGAGGGCAAAUUCCUUAUGUGGAAAUGUAUUGCUCUAGAAAACCACUCGGCACAGAGACAUGCAAUGACUUUGAUGUUUCUUCUUUCCAAUCUAUGAAUGAUGGGCUUCAGGGUUUGCAGUCAGCUGUCUGCCCUGAUAUUUGUGGCUAUAUACUGACAAAGUUACCCAACUGCAGCCUUACCUCUUUCCACUCUGGCAUUACCCCUAAUUGAAGCCUUUCUGAUUUGUAUAUAGACAGUCACAUGUACAGUAUAUAUACACUGUAUAUAUUACACAUUUUAUAUAUCUAUAUAUCUAUAUAUAUAUCUAUAUAUAUAUAUAUAUAUAUAUAUAUUCACACACACAAUUUUGAAGCCUCAAAAAUAAAAACCUUUCUUCACUGGGGAUCUGCUAAGCUUUGCUCCAGCAAGUUAGGAAUGUAAACAUUGAUGUAGCCAAAGGCAAACAGUGACUGUAAGGAAGAGAUCUCUGUAAGCAGUGACUUAUUGGUAUGGCCUGGGACAACCAGUGUUCUGCGUUAUUGAGAUGUUCCAGGAACCCAUUCUACAGUAUAUGAAUAAGCUGCAUCCAUCAAAAGAGACAAGUGUUCUGCAGAUUCAAAGACAGAAACAACUUAAAUAUGCUCUCAACCUUCUUAACUUUACCCGUGAUUAUUUAUUGUGCCCUAAUUAAUGCUGUGUGAAUCAAGACCCAAUGACAGCAGAGAAUGCCAUUUUGGUGGCAAAGCCAAAUUCAAGUUAUAUUGGUAACACAGCGAGUGCUUGAGAUCCUAUGGCUCUGAACAUGGGGAGAUGUAGAACAUGUCUGCAGUAAGAAAAACUGAUUUCCCCUAAUGAUUGAGAGCACAUACUGUAAACAGAAGAUUUAAACUGAAAUUAUCGUGUAUGUGCGACAGUUAUAUUUAAAUGACAUAUAACAGAGAUCACUUUAUUUGGCUAUAAGAGAAUGUUUUCAUAGUGUAUAUCAAGAAUUUAUUAAAUAACUUGGCUAUACUGAGCAGAAGUCUAAGGCCCCUUGCCUUAGGCAUAUUUUAAGAGAGGAACCAAGAUAAAGCCUCCUAGUUAUUUAUAGUGAAGAACAGCACUUUCCACUUGUGAACACCACCAAAGCAUUGAAGGCUAUCAAGCAACUCCCAAACGCUCUGGCAAAAUUGAUGAUACUGGAUUUGCAGUGGGGAAAGAACUUCGAGAAGUCUGUUACCUGCAGUUUCUUUUUUAGUAUUGAUUAUCCAUGAUUCAGAGCACUUAGACCUGUUGUACCCACUGGUGUUUUAUGACAAACACAAAAAGAUUUAACACACUGUUGUUAAUUGCCUUUUUCCUUGCAUUUGGUAAGUCAUUGAUUUCCUAUGCUACCUCACCAUGGGCCUGAUUCUGAGUUGGGAGUAAAGCAACACAAGGAAGUAACUGUGCACCUUGGUAAAACCAUGCUGCACUGCAGGUGGGGUAGAUUUAAAAUGUGCUGUGAGAUUUUAAUUUGAGAGGGGUGUACACAAAACAGUUGCAGAUCCAGGGGAGGCGAUUAGUAUGAUCACCUUCCACCCCUCCCGCUACACUUUUUACAGUAUCUGCCCACUUCUGCUGGUGGCUGUAUAGCAGCGCAGCGGCACAUCGGGCAGGUAGAGAGAGUAGACUGGUGCUGCUCAGUGGCUGCUGCCUCCCUGGACCCUGCACAGCCCAUUACACAGUACCAUAGAGAGAAGAAAUAAAGCUGCCCAGCAUUUACGGGCUACAUGCCAAAGAAUCAGGCCCUGUGUUUGUUAGCAAUAAAUGCAAAUGAAUGGAUUAUGAAGCAUCUGCAAAUUCAACACUUUCAGUGCUGUCAUGAAUGAGUGUGGGGUCAUUUGAAACAGCGAUUUGACUUUUUCAUUUACAGUACAUGAAAUUUGAUUGCUUUAGAAAUGCUAGAAUAAUGCAUGGAAUUGACGGCAGUGGGUAUAAGGCCUUAUGGCAGGUCUGGCCAAUCUGUGACUCUCCGACUGUUAUGAAACUACACAUCCCAGCAUGCCCUGCCAGAGUUUUAGCAUUCACUAAUAGCAAAACUGUGUCAAGGUAUGCUGGGACUUGUAGUCUGAUGACAGCUGGAGAGCCACAAGUUGGCAAGGCCUGCCUUAUGGAGAUAAUUCUAAAUUCCUGAUUUGUUUAAUUUCAGUUUAUAAUUUUUAUGCAGAAUCUGCUAAACUAGUUGAAACAGGUCCUAGUUGUUUCCUAUCUAUAGCCAUUACUGUGCCCCAUAUAUUAGCAAAAUCCUCAUCCUUGGAUUUAAACUGCUUCCAGCAGUUCAACUUACAGUUGAAAGGCCAAGUUUUACCUGUAACAAAGACGUUUCCCUAGCUCUGUGAUCUCAUCUACCAAAUUCUAGCUGUAAAAGACACUCCUCUCACAGUAUUCUUGGAGCUCAAUUCAGUUAGGUGCGACUCAGUUGAUCCCACGAGUAAGUCUGCACUUUACGGUAAGGCCAGGCUUGCAGAUUUUUGUCCAAGAGUCCACUGCAAGAUCGGGCCGUCAGGAAGGGGGCAAGUUGCAGGGUUGUUGGCUACGUUUCCACACCAUUACAACGGCAACUUGCCCCCUCGUGUCUAAUUUAAAUGUUUAAUUAAUAUUAAUCUCAAAUGUUUUCUGCAAAUGUAAUCACUUACUACUUUCCAGUUUUUGGUAACAGCUGCCAAUUACUGUACAUAUGUUAUAAGGUAUCCGGAUGUUAGGUCAACAGUAAUCAGGUUGAAAAUCAAUGGGUUGACCACUUAUGGUCAACAUGCAUAAAUUUGACAUAGUCAAAAGGUCAGCAUGGCAAUGGUGAACACAGCAUAUGGUCAACAUGAGAUUUUUUUACAAUUUUUUUUAAAUUUUUCAACUUUUUCAUACUUUACCAUCCACAUAGACUAUGAUUGGGAAUAGUAAUCUUGCCCGAAGCAUGGCGAGCAAAGCGUUUGGUGAAAACGACACCAAAAUACUCAUGUCAACUUUUUCCUGUGUCAACCUUUUUGGUGUGGGCCUUUUGACAAUGUCAACCUUUUUUCCUCGUCGAUCUUUUUGUUUCGACCUUUUCCAAGUCGACCCAAUGAUCCGCACCCAGUUACAAUGGCGUGAAUUACCCAAUAAAAUGACAUUAGCCCAGCCCUAAAUCAUAAAAACAUUAUUAAUUGAGAAAUUUGAUAUUAUUAAAAAUAGGGGAACAUUGCAAUCUGCUUGCAGGAGUGCCUUAUUGCAAACUACACUUGUAUUUCUAGUUAGCGUGACUAACAGUGACAGUAUUGUGCUGUAGUAUUUCUGUGCAACAUGUGAUGCAAAGACUUGCUCCAAUGGAUAGCUCCUUUGUGGAUGUUCUUCACUCUCAGCAUCAGAUCUAAAUGGUUCGUCAUGGAAUUUCCCGUUUGUGACCUCCCAACACCUGUACAGACCUUUUCUGCUUGCUCCAAUGUUCUUUGUGAUACUGUAAAAUGCUGCUUUGCGGGAUGCAGGCUCCUGUCCCAUGUAUUUUGUGCUAACAGGACAACUAACUGAAUGUCUGCUCAGGACAAGGGAAACAUUGGACUCGGUCACUGAACCUGUACUAAAGUGCUUUUUUUUUCUUCACUAUCUUCUCACGUUUCUGCAGCAAGGUAGAUUGGCCAUUAAACCAAGCCAGUGAUUCUCAGAUCUCUCUUCAAGUAUUACUGACAGGCCAUGGCAUAAUAAUUUCCCUGUGUAAUAAUGAGAUGUGAGAUUUACUGGGUUAGCCAAUUAAUUUAUCUGUGCAUGAAUAAGAAAAUUCUGAAAAUAUGGCCUGUUGGAGUGCACUUGAUGAUAACCUUGGGAAACAUUUUAGCAUCCAUUAUUACUUAAUGUAGAGUUAUUGUGAUAUAUACAAUAUAAAGAUGUACAGUAGAAUAUAUUCUAUAUUUGGAAUUGAUAUUGAUAGAUGGCUGCAUUCUCUUUAAUAUCAAACUGACAAAAUGGCUGCCUACACCAGUGCCUCGGUGAUGUGAAUUGUUUCUAAUGAAUUAAUGAGUUGAAUACUAAUGAACAUUGGCACAACAACAAAAUUGAUUCCUCCACUGUGUGUAGGUGACUUCUAUACUUUAUGAAUAGUCUUUUCACCUAUAUGUACAUUACAAGAAAAAUGAAAGAACAAUAUAAAUGUUUUGCCUGUCAAGCUACGGGCCAAUAUAUUGGCAAUUUACUCUGAUAAAGUAUAAGGGAUUGAUGAAUGGGCUGUGAUUGGUUCCUUGCAGGUAAGGUUGGUAUUAAAUAAAUUGGGUUAUAUAUUAAGACUAAAUCAUAGAAAAAUGCUAAAUGUAAAUAUAAUCAGAGUUUAUUUUCACAUGAUUUUUCUCUAGAUGGUCACUAAUUCAAGGUAAUUGACAUAUACAGAUGUGUCCUUAUACAGCUAGCCUCAAUAUGCCAUGCAGUGUGUGAGGUGCCUGGCAUGAGUGAACUGCAAGGUCCCGUGCAACUCUGCUAGCGUCGGGCGACUAGGACACACCAGGAGACUGUGCUGAUUAAUUUCAUAUGUGACACUUGUAGUAUCUGUGUGUGACCGAGGGGUCUAUUUACGAGUGUGGUACAUAGGGUCGACCACACGUAGGUCAACAGUGUCUAGGUUGACCACUAUUGGUUGACAAUGACUAAGUUGACACCCAAAAUAGGUUGACAAAAGCAUUAGAUCGACUUGAGCAAGGUCGACAUGACAAAAGGUUGACAUGAGUUUUUUUUUUAAAUGGUGUUGUUUUCUUCGUAGAGUGACCGGGAACCCCAAUUAGUGUACUGUGGGGGUCAUUCAGACCCGAUCGCACGCUGCCUUUUUACGCAGCCGUGCGAUUGGGUCUGAACAGGGCAUGCACGUGGGCUGCAAUGCGCAGGCGCGUCGGUCGCUGGCGAUGGCCAUCGCCACGGAGUGAUGGAACUAACAUCCGGGGGUGUCAACUCACCGUUUUCAGGGAGUGUCCAGGAAAACCCAGGUGUGCCCGGCCGUUUCCAGGGAGGGUUCCUGACGUCAGCAACAUUCCGGAUCGUCGCAGCGGCUGAGUAAGUCCUGGGCUGGGCAGAACCUGCACAAACUUUUGUUUGUGCAGCUGACUGCACAGCCGAUCGCACCCCUGCACAGCGAUUACCCGCUCCCCUGUUGGCGGCAAUUACCUGGUCACAGCAGCGCAACAAAUAGCCUGCGUGCGACCAGGUCUGAAUUAGGCCCUGUGUCCCCUCACAUGGCUCGCUUCGCUCACCGGCAAAGUUACCGGUCCCAAUCGUAGUCCACGUGGAUUGUAAAGUAUGAAAAAGUUCAAAAAUGUUUUAAAAAUUGUGAAAAACUCAUGUCGACCUUUUGUCAUGUCGACCUAGUACAUGUCAACCUAGAAACCCUGUUGACCUAAUGCAUGUCGACCAAUAGUGGUCAUCCUAAUGGCUGUCGACCUACGUGUGGUCGACCUAGAGACCGGAUACCCUAUUUACUAAGACCUGGAUGGAGAUAAAGUGGAUGGAGUUAAAGUUCCAACCAAUCAGCUCCUAACUGCCAUGUCACAGGCUGGGUUUGAAAAAUGACAGUUAGGAGCUGGUUGGCUGGUACUUUAUCUCCGUCCACUUUAUCUCUAUCCAAGGCUUAGUAAAUAGACCCCUGAGUCUGUAAACGGGGCACAACAGAGCCUGUAUUGAAAAAAAGCUGUGGCUGGCUGUACAUUAUAAUACUACAUGUACAGAUUCAGAGACUCACACAGAUAUACAAGUGUCACAUAUCAAUUAAUCAGCAUAAUCUCCUGGUGUGUCCUAGCCUCUGUGAUUAAGACACAAUAUAGAAAUUCCAACCCAGUUGUCACACCACUGAAUGCAUAGAAACCAUAGAUCUAGACUAUUAGGUUAGGUAGGUUGGCUUCCUCUGCCUACUUACCCAGCCUGACACAUGGCUACUUUCACCUGUCACACAAACUACCCUUUAUUACAGGUAUGUCGAUCAAAAAUUCCCAGCAAUGAAAUGGAUUUCAGUAUACACAAAAUAAUCAGGCUGAAUUUGCCCCUUGCCUCACCCAUAACUGCCUCUAGCUGUUUACUGAUAGCAAUAACCAGGUCACAUUGGUAGCUUAGAAUUUGGUACAUCUCGCCCCAUCAUACUACUCCCACAUUCCAUGUCUUCCUUUCCCCCCACCAUACACAUGGUAACUAUACGCAGAUCAGAAGCGCCAAUGGAAUUCAUUUUCCUUCACACUUCAUAGAUGAUUCUUAAGUAAGAUCUAAUGUAAGAUUUAGGAAUAGCGGUCCAAAAAUGAUGAUGAUGAUGAUGAUGAUGAUGAUGAUGAUGAUGAUGAUGAUUUCAAAAGAAAGGGACAGGGAAUAAUUGGAAAACUGUAGACCAUUAAAGCCAGUUACACUUAAUUACAGUGUAGUUACAGACGUACAUUAUCACAACACAAACUGCCCCUGGAUAAAAAUAGAAGUGUAAUUACAGUAUCAUGUGGCUCACUUAGAACUCCCACUGUACUUGCCCUUCUAGGUCACCAUCUAAAUGAUACGGCUAAAAAGACUUUGUCUCUUUGGAAUAAUUUUAGUUCAAUUAUCAAACACAUGUACCAAGCUAAUAUUAUGCAUAACAAAUUAAUGCAAUUAUCUUGUUUUCUUCCUAAUAGAAUUACUGAUGGUUCAUGUGUAAAAUUCAAAGAAGUCAUUAAUCUUUUCAGCACAUUCAAACCCCCUCCCUGCCACUUUCCCUACAGUACUUCUGCCUUUUCUUCCAAGCGUUAAAAAGAUUAUUCACAGCAGUGAAAUCCUACGUCUAGACUCCAUCUCUGGCUCAGUGAGACACGGGAGGCUGCUCACCGUAGCAGGUUCUAGGCGUUUCAGUAAGUACAUAGUUUAACAGGAUGUGUUGUAGGAAACUAUAAUCUCUUUAGUCGGCAAUAAGUACUGACAAAUUUAAUCAAGGAAGUUAAGCCAAAGUCCGAUAGUGUUCCUCAGGGUAGCUAGCAUUGCUCGAAUUUGUUAUCCACCAUUACUGCAUAACCACAUUUUCUGUAGCUCUGGGUCAUAAUUAAGGGCAAAGACACUGUCCUGAUUGACACUACAGAGAUUAAUCACUAUUAUGUGAUUGGGACAGUAGUUUAUUUGAUUAAGAUUUUUUCUUCUUCGCUUGGCUUGCAAAUAUUGCCAGACAAACACGUUUCUGUCAGUGUUUUGCAUCCUUAGCCAUGAAGGUAAAUGUAUAUGAAUUUAAGAAAUUCUCAGUAAUGUUCAGCAAAUAGAUAUAAGUUUAGGACUUUUCGUAAACGAGGAUACCUCAUUCAAAACUUUUUUUUUUCCACUAAUUUUUUUUUUUUUGCUAGAUAUAUACAGAUUUACACUAAUAAGGAGAAGUACUAACACCAAUCAUUCUUUUUGGUUUACAGAAUGCCAGUUGCACAUGUACUUUUUUCAUAUUUGGAACUCGGCAGAUCCCACAUUGCAAAAAUGACAUUUUCCAUCUUGUGUGUACAAUGGUGGAGUUUAAUCAUGUGUACUAAUUAGUUUAUGGCUGCAACAAUCCCAUAACUAGUUGACUAGGGACGAUAAGGAGAGAGCAGACAUUGACCCCUUCAGCGCCAGCACAACUGGGCAGAUGCUAAUUUUGUUCCAGUUAUAGAACACGGAUGUCAAAAUCCCAGCAGCAGAUCAUGGGAGAUGAGCCAGAUAAUGUUUUUCUUGUUAAUUAAAGCCGGAAACUGCAUGCUGACAAGACAGAACCUUAUUGUGGCUCUCUUAUACCUUGACCUUAUUAGCUUUCCUUGAUUAGUCUGUUACACAGAUGUCCCACUGCCUUCUACUCACCUUGUCAGGAGUCCUUGCAUUCAUUUCCUGUGCACUAAAAAGCAAUACGUCCAUGCCCAUUCAGUUGUAGAAGUACUGUUGUGAUAAUAAUACCUAAUAAACAUUGGGCUAAGUAUUUAUAUUUCUUGAUAAACUGCAGAGAGCCAGUUGUGUAAUCCUUGGUUUAGCAGCCUACUGUAUAGUGCACCAGUUGCUUACAAGUACCAGCAAGCUAUUAUUGGCAGUGGAGUCACAAAUUUCCCACCUCUUAUAGACAGUUCAUCUGUCCAGGUGGGCUGCUGCUGGCCAUACACAUGAUUUAGUUGGACAGUUUGAUCAUUACUGAUUACAUGUUCCAACAAUUUCAGUUUUGGUGUCAGAGGUGUAACUAGAAAUGUCUGGGAUCCAUAAUAAAAUAAAAUCAGGUCAAAGGCUGGGUACACACGUGACGAUGCGCAUAAGAUGAACCUCAUCAAGGCAAAAUAUAUCGGACAUACACACUAAACAAUAUUGUCACCGAUAUCAUCAGUGAUGGCAUCCACCCACAUCCAGGUGCAUGUAGUCUUGUCCAAUAUCAUUAGAUUAACGAACCGCAGGAGUGCGCAUCUUUAGCGAUAUUGUGUAAACACACUGGAUGAUGUGAACAAUGGUUUUGUUUUUUUGCAGUGCUGCGAUCAGGUAGUUGCCGCCUACAGGGGGAGGGGGUAAUUGCCAUGCAGAGGUGCGAUCACUUGUGUAUAGAGCUGCACAAACAUAAGUUUGUGCAGUCUCUGCACAGCCCAGGACUCACUCAGCCUCUGUGAUGAUCCGGCCAGGAGCUGACGUCAGGAAUCCUCCCUCCAAGCGGCUGAACACGCCUGCGUUCUUCCGGACACUCCCUAGAAACAGUCAGUUGACUCCACAAAUGGCGUCUUCCUGUCAAUCUUCUUGCGAUCGCCGGUGCGAUCGGUUUCUUCAUUAAAUCCGUCACUGUCCAGCGAUCCCCGUCGCUGGCGGCCGACGCGCCUGCGCAUUGCGGAGCAUACGCAUGUGCAGUUCAAACCCGAUCGCACCACUGCCAAAAAAAGCUAGCGUGCGAUCGGGUCUGAAUGACCCCCAUAAUAUGGUCCGAUCCGCCGAUUCGGGCGAUAUAUUGGGUGCACAUCAUCAAGUGUGUACCCAGCCUAAGGUUGGGCACACACUAGAAUGAUAUUGGGACUACGAAUCAUCUACAUCGUCUAGUGUGUACACACAAUUGUGCGAUCCCACAGGUCGCAUGCUACAGAUUCUGGUCGGCCGUCGCUCUAGUGUGUACCCACCCUAACCCUGAAUUUUUGGAAAGAUGGCAUACAGUAUUAACUGCAUUGACACUUUGCUUGAUGACUCAAUGAUGUCACUGGUUCCUAUUGAGAUGUCAGUCAGCAUUCUCAAUAUAAACUUAACUCUGGCUGCUUCCACAUAGUGUAGUUGACAUGCGGGGUCAUUCCGAGUUGAUCGUAGCUGUGCUAAAUUUAGCACAGCUACGAUCAUGUUCCCAGACAUGCGGGGGGACACCCAGCACAGGGCUAGUGGAGUAACUCCCGGCCAGCGCAGCUUCUGCGGCUGGCCGGGAGUUGAUUGUCGCUGCCCCUGGUCGCAGCGGCUGCGUGUGACGUCAUGCAGCCGCUGCGGCCCGCCCCCCACACGCACCACACCCCUAAAAUGGCGGCCAAACGCUGCCGUGCCGCACCCUCCCUCCCAGCGACCAUCUCUGCCUGUCAAUCAGGUAGAGGCGAUCGUUAGGGAACGACGGCCUUUGGCCGUCCGGCUUGAGCCGGCGCACUGCGGCGCCGGCGCAUGUGCAGUUCCGACCCGAUUGCUGCGCUGCGAUAAACUGCAGCAAGGGAUCCGGUUGGAAUGACCCCAUGUACCUUUUAAUACUUCUGAUGUUUCUUCAUGUUAACUAAAGUUAAAUUCAAUUAAGUAAUUAGAAUUUGACAUCAACACAUUUUACUUGUAAUACUUUAGAAUAAUCUAUACCAUUUGCACCAAAUGUCUGAAUAUUUGUGUUACCUUACAUAAAAAUUAGAUCAAGGCUGGAACGAAAAAAACUAGAUUUAGUCAAACUGUAAUGAAAUGCGUUACAAACACUGGACCUGAUUCAGAGAUGGAUUCAAACCUGAUUUUUUUUAACACUUGAGCGAUUAUCGUCUGUCUGCGCAUGCCUCUCAAUCACAUUGCAAUGGGCUGCGAUGGUCUUGCGAAGUCGGGUGCAGAGGGGAUUUAUUUGCAAAGUGAUUGAGCAGCCUGUGACUGCGAUCCCAUACAAUGGUUCUGCCAUCUCACUUCCUGGCAGCUGUGGCAUUUUCAUAUUCUCGCACAGUAGCUGAAUACACCUUCGCAAAUGCAAAUGCAUUUACAUACAUCUUUGACAGGCCCACUAUUAAAGUUAAUAUACAUAUACAAUGGAAAAAUAUUUAGAUUGCAUAAGAAACCUUGCAUAUCAGAAUCUGCAGGGAUGAUGCGUGCCUACAGGGAACCAAUCAUUCAUCCUUUAUCAUCUGCACUAGAAAAGUGAGGAAAGGGAAUGUACAAGCAAAGCUUAAUGAGUCAGUUAGGCCCUUAGGGGUGACACCAAUGGUAUUAUUCUGAAUUACAGUAUAAAUGUUUUACAUUUUUGUGCAUCUGAACAUAGCACUUUCUUACUCGUUUCAGGUGGGAAGAUUGUAAGCUUCUGGUUCAAUGAAAUGUCCUGGUGCCAUGGUUCCAUGUCCCGCGCAUGCUGGUUCUGUGGGCUGUGGAAGUGUAUGCUGCACGCUAGCCCUGCUGUAAUAAAUGCACUUUAGUAGAGGCUGGAAAACUUCCCUGGACACUGACAGAUGUUUUUAUUUAUAACAUGUCACAGAAUUUAAAUAAAAUAUAUUUUGAAAUGGAUUGCAGUAAUAGAGCUGCUGGGCCUGGCUGCAGUAUUACAUCUGAACGACUGCACUGAUCCUUCAGUUCUACAAUUCAGUGUCUGUUCUUAGUAAUGACUGUUGGUGACUGUCCUCAGUCUAACUAGUAGGCUGUGACUGCAGUUAAUGGACUGUGUGACUGUUCUCAGCGCGACCGUAGUUAUUGGUCUGUCUGACCUUUUUAUAGGACUGUGUGACUGUUUUGAGCCCAAAUGCACUUAAAGAACUGUAUGACUACAUAACCUUGAUUGAAGUUAUAGAAAUGUGUGACUUUACUGAACAUGACUGUAAUUCAUACCUGCUUUUCCCAGAGUGACUGACAUACUCCUGAAAGAGCAUGCCAGCAUCCUACAUAUGGUCCAAGGCUUGAUUUAUUACGUGAUCUGUAUUGAAUCACCUCAUUCUGGAGAAGCUCCCCACCUUGCAUGGCUUUAUAAAGAGUACAGCAGGGUUAUGAUGGCACGUUGAUGGUGCUACACCCCAUCACACCUCACCCCUGGUAAAAUUCCAAAUCUCUUACUAAACUGUCAGGCUGCCUGAGUAUUGUUGUCUUGGCUGCAGUUAUAGGGCCUGAUUCAGAGAUGGACGCAGUUGCAGGCGUAUCUGCGUCAUUUUGAGCAGCGUGACUGUGACUUUAUGUUAAUGUCACAGUCGACGGGAUUCAUACAAAGAUGCCCACAGGCUUGGGUGCUAAUCCACUCUUUUGUGCCCACCAUCAGACCACAUUGGUCGCACCAUCAAACAUUGCACCAGCCCUAUGAAGACUCAGAGUGUCAGAAUAUGUCUGAAUAUGGCCGCCCAAAUCAGCCCAACUGCAGAAAAAGUCGCAGUCGCUGGCUGCAACACACCAGCCACCCACCCUGUUACCUCCCAGGAAUGCCCGCCAAAAUUGCCUCUCUCUGCGUACAAAUUUGUUCUGCAUAGACGAAAACAUCAACCACUUGCAUCUGAUGCCACCACUGCAUUCACCUAUUAAUCAGGCCCAUAUUCCAUACUGAGCAUGAAAAGUCUGACUGAAUUCAGCCUGAUGAAAGAGUAAGGCUAUCACAAUGUACUUAACUGUUACAUUGUGAUAGCAAUAUUUUUAAAAUCACUUUACAAGACUUCCUUAAAGAGUGAUGGAAGUGGCCGCUGCAUGUGUGAGGGGUGUGGUGUGGGGAGAGACAAAUUCUGCAAUUCGCCAUUUUGGGAGAGUUCUCUCCCAAGUGUGUGUAUGUAUGGACUCCAACUGCAGUUGAACUUGACCCCGUUUAUAGGAUUGUGUGACUCCUGAGCCUAAAUGACUGUGCUACUGUACAGAGCCUAAAUGCAUCUGUAGGACUGUGCGUCUGUACUGAGCCUACUGUACUCAGCCUAAAUGCAUCUGUAGGACUGUGCGCCUGUACUGUGCCUACUGUACUCAGCCUAAAUGCAUCUGUAGGACUGUGCACCUGUACUGUGCCUAAAUGCAUCUGUAGGACUGUGCUACUGUACUUAGCCUAAAUGCAUCUGUAGGAUUGUGCUACUGUACUGAGCCUAAAUUCUUCUGUAGCACUGUGUGACUGUACUGAACCUAAAUGCAUCUGUAGGACUCUGCGACUGUACUGAGUCUUCUGUACUUAGCCUAAAUGCAUAUGUAGAACUGUGCUGCUGGACUGAGCCUAAAUGCAUCUGUAGGACUGUGCGUCUGUAAUGAGUCUAAAUGCAUCUGUAUGACUGUGUGACUGUACUGAGCUGAUUACAUUUGAAGGAAUGACUGACUGCAUUUAUAAACCUUGGUAACUGUAUUCAUCCUAAAAUAACUACAGUUACUGGAAGGGGUCUAUUUAUAAUUUAGAGCACAUCCUAAAAGAAUCUCUCCAAGUGAAGCACUUUCUCCCUAGUUCCAUGCAGCAACGAAAGAUUUCACCUUCUGGUUGCCAUCCAUGCAGAAAGACCUGUAGGACUGUGCAAGUGUACCGAGCCUGAAUGCAUCUGUAGGACUAUGCACCUUUAAUAAGCCUAAAUGCAUCUGUAAGACUGUGCAGCUGUACUGAGCCUAAAUGCAUCUGUAGGACUGUGCUACUGUACCGAGCCUGAAUGCAUCUGUGUAGGACUGUACGCCUGUACUGAGCCGAAAUGCAGCUGUAGGACUGUGCACCUGUACCGAGCCUGAAUGCAUCUGUGGGACUGUGAGCCUGUACUGAGCCUAAAUGCAUCUGUAGGACUGUGCAUCUGUACUGAGCCUAAAUGCACCUGUAGGACUGUGUGCCUGUACCGAGCAUAAUGCACCUGUAGGACUGUACGCCUGUACUGAGCCUAAAUGCAUCUGUAGGACUGUGCGUCUGUACUCAGCCUAUAUGUACCUGUAGGACUGUGUGCCUGUACCAAGCAUAAUGCACCUGAAGGACUGUGUGUCUGUACUGAGCCUAAAUACAUCUGUAUGACUGUGUGACUGUACUGAGCUGAUUACAUUUGUUGGAAUGACUGACUGCAUUUAUAAACCUUGGUAACUGUAUUCAUCCUAAAAUAACUACAGUUAUAUCAUUUAGAGCACAUCCUAAAAGAAUCUCUCCAAGUGAAGCACUUUCUCCCUAUUUCCAUGCUGCAACGAAAGAUUUCACCUUCUGGUUGCCAGCCAUGCAGGAGGACCUGUAGGACUGUGCAAGUGUACCGAGCCUGAAUGCAUCUGUAGGACUAUGCACCUGUACUGACCCUAAAUGCAUCUGUAAGACUGUGCGCCUGUACUGAGCCUAAAUGCAUCUGUAGAACUGUGCUACUGUACUGAGCCUGAAUGCAUCUGUAGGACUGUGCUACUGUACCGAGCCUGAAUGCAUCUGUAGGACUGUGCGUCUGUACCGAGCCUGAAUGCAUCAGUAGGACUGUGCUACUGUACCGAGCCUGAAUGCAUCUGUAGGACUGUACGCCUAUACUGAGCCGAAAUGCAGCUGUAGGACUGUGCACCUGUACUGAGCCUAAAUGCAUCUCUACGACUGUGCGUCCAUACUGAGCCUAAAUGCACCUGUAGGACUGUGUGCCUGUACCAAGCAUAAUGCACCUGAAGGACUGUGUGUCUGUACUGAGCCUAAAUACAUCUGUAUGACUGUGUGACUGUACUGAGCUGAUUACAUUUGUUGGAAUGACUGACUGCAUUUAUAAACCUUGGUAACUGUAUUCAUCCUAAAAUAACUACAGUUAUAUCAUUUAGAGCACAUCCUAAAAGAAUCUCUCCAAGUGAAGCACUUUCUCCCUAUUUCCAUGCUGCAACGAAAGAUUUCACCUUCUGGUUGCCAGCCAUGCAGGAGGACCUGUAGGACUGUGCAAGUGUACCGAGCCUGAAUGCAUCUGUAGGACUAUGCACCUGUACUGAGCCUAAAUGCAUCUGUAAGACUGUGCGCCUGUACUGAGCCUAAAUGCAUCUGUAGAACUGUGCUACUGUAUCGAGCCUGAAUGCAUCUGUAGGACUGUGCUACUGUACCGAGCCUGAAUGCAUCUGUAGGACUGUGCGUCUGUACCGAGCCUGAAUGCAUCAGUAGGACUGUGCUACUGUACCGAGCCUGAAUGCAUCUGUAGGACUGUACGCCUAUACUGAGCCGAAAUGCAGCUGUAGGACUGUGCACCUGUACUGAGCCUAAAUGCAUCUCUACGACUGUGCGUCCAUACUGAGCCUAAAUGCACCUGUAGGACUGUGUGCCUGUACCGAGCAUAAUGCACCUGUAGGACUGUACGCCUGUACUGAGCCUAAAUGCAUCUGUAGGACUGUGCGUUUGUACUCAGCCUAAAUGCACCUGUAGGACUGUGUGCCUGUAACGAGCAUAAUGCACCUGUAGGACCGUGUGUCUGUACUGAGCCGAAAUACAUCUGUAUGACUGUGUGACUGUACUGAGCUGAUUACAUUCGUAGGAAUGACUGACCGCAUUUAUAAACCUUGGUAACUGUAUUCAUCCUAUAAUAACUGCAGUUAUAUCAUUUAGAGCACAUCCUAAAAGAAUCUCUCCAAGUGAAGCACUUUCUCUCUAUUUCCAUGCAGCAACGAAAGAUUUCACCUUCUGUUUGCCAGCCAUGCAGGAAGACCUGUAGGACUGUGCAAGUGUACCGAGCCUGAAUGCAUCUGUAGGACUAUGCACCUGUAUUGAGCCUAAAUGCAUCUGUAAGACUGUGCACCUGUACUGAGCCUAAAUGCAUCUGUAGGACUGUGCUACUGUACCGAGCCUGAAUGCAUCUGUAGGACUGUACGCCUGUACAGAGUCGAAAUGCAGCUGUAGGACUGUGCACCUGUACCGAGCCUGAAUGCAUCUGUAGGACUGUGCGCCUGUACUGAGCCUAAGUGCAUCUGUAGGACUGUGCAUCUGUACUGAGCCUAAAUGCACCUGUAGGACAGUGUGCCUAUACUGAGCAUAAUGCACCUGAAGGAUUGUGCGCCUGUACUGAGCCUAAAUGCAUCUGUAGGACUGUGCGUCUGUACUGAGCCUAAAUGCACCUGUAGGACAGUGUGCCUAUACUGAGCAUAAUGCAGCUGUAGGACAGUGUGCCUGUACUGAGCCUAAAUGCACCUGAAGGACUGUGCACCUGUACUGAGCCUAAAUGCAUCUGUAGGACUGUGCGUCUGUACUGAGCCUAAAUGCAUCUGUAGGACUGUGCGCCUGUACUGAGCCUAAAUGCACUUGUUGGACUAUGUGCCUGUACCGAGCCUAAAUGCACCUGUAGGACUGUGUGUCUGUACUGAGCCUAAAUACAUAUGUAUGACUGUGUGACUGUACUGAGCUGAUUACAUUCGCAGGAAUGACUGACUGCAUUUAUAAACCUUGGUAACUGUAUUCAUCCUAAAAUAACUAUAGUUACUGUAAGGGGUCUAUUUAUCAUUUAGAGCACAUCCUAAAAGAAUCUCUCCAAGUGAAGCACUUUCUCCCUAUUUCCAUGCAGCAACAAAGGAUUUCACCUUCUGGUUGCAAGCCAUGCAGGAAGACCUGUAGGACUGUGCAAGUGUACCGAGUCUGAAUGCAUCUGUAGGACUUUGUACCUGUACUGAGCCUAAAUGCAUCUGUAGGACUGUGCUACUGUAGCGAGCCUGGAUGCAUCUGUAGGACUGUGCGCCUGUACUGAGCCUAAAUGCAUCUGUAAGACUUUGAGCCUGUACUGAGCCUAAAUGCAUCUGUAGGACUGUGCUACUGUAGCGAGCCUGGAUGCAUCUGUAGGACUGUGCGCCUGUACUGAGCCUAAAUGCAUCUGUAGGACUGUGCGUCUGUACUGAGCCUAAAUGCAUCUGUAGGACUGUGUUACUGUACUGAGCCUAAAUGCAUCUGUAGGACUGUGUGCCUGUACCGAGCAUAAUGCACCUGUAGGACUGUGUGUCUGUACUGAGCCUAAAUACAUCUGUAUGACAGUGUGACUGCACUGAGCUGAUUACAUUCAUAGGAAUGACUGACUGCAUUUAUAAACCUUGGUAGCUGUAUUCAUCCUAAAAUAACUACAGCUACUGUAAGGGGUCUAUUUGUCAUUUAGAGCACAUCCUAAAAGAAUCUCUCCAAGUGAAGCCCUUUCUCCCUAUUUCCAUGCUGCAUCGAAAGAUUUCACCUUCUGGUUGCCAGCCAUGCAGGAAGACCUGUAGGACUGUGCAAGUGUACCGAGCCUGAAUGCAUCUGUAGGACUGUGCGCCUGUACUGAGCCUAAAUGCAUCUGUAAGACUGUGCAGCUGUACUGAGCCUUAAUGCAUCUGUAGAACUGUGCUACUGUACCGAGCCUGAAUGCAUCUGUAGGACUAUACUCCUGUACUGAGCCGAAAUGCAGCUGUAGGACUGUGCACGUGUACUGAGCCUGAAUGCAUCUGUAGGACUGUGCGUCUGUACUGAGCCUAAAUGCACCUGUAGGACUGUGUGCCUAUACCGAGCAUAAUGCACCUGUAGGACUGUGCGCCUGUACUGAGCCUAAAUGCAUCUGUAGGACUGUGUGUCUGUACUGAGCCUAAAUGCACUUGUAGGAUCGUGUGCCUGUACCGAGCAUAAUGCACCUGUAGGACUGUGCGUCUGUACUGAGCCUAAAUACAUAUGUAUAACUGUGUGACUGUACUGAGCUGAUUACAUUCUUAGGAAUGACUGACUGCAUUUAUAAACCUUGGUAACUGUAUUCAUCCUAAAAUAACUACAGUUACGGGAAGGGAUCUAUUUAUCAUUUAGAGCACAUCCUAAAAGAAUCUCUCCAAGUGAAGCACUUUCUCCCUAGUUCCAUGCAGCAACCAUACAGGAAGCUACAACGUAUUGAUACUUCCCAGCUGCUGGAGAUAUAGAUCCUUGGAGAUCCUCCCUAUCCAGCAAUAUUGUAGACCAUAGUCUAUAGAAUCCAAUGCCUGGUGCUAAGCUUUUUGGGUUGCUUGGUAAAUUUGUGAAUAAUGUGGACCAUAUUCUGGAGCCUCACUAUCUAUGAUAUCUCUUCAUCCUACUAAACAGCCAGAUACAUAUGGAAAGUACUAUUUCCGUAUUAUUUUUUAAAUCUUAAAUAUGCCUAUACUGAAUCUGUCAGCCAUUAUAGGAUUGUGUGACUUUAUUGGAUCUUCCUGCAGUAGGACUGUGUCUUCGUCUGUCAUAGACUGCAGUUGUAAACCUGUGUGUCUGUGCACAUAAGGUAACUGCAGUUAUAGGAUUGUGUGACUGUACUGAGCCUGAUUACUGUAAUACUGUGUGACUGAAUUGAGCAUGAAAUCAUUUAAUUGACUGUGAUUAUACAAUGCCAUUGUAGUUAUAACUGUCAUAGGGAGUGUUCCAUGUAAAGUUACCACUGCCCUUUUUUCGUCAUCACAUAAAAGUUUUUAAGUAGACUUCUGAAUACUGUAUGUCCAAAAUAGCGCAAACUCUUCUGGGAAGAGGAUCCUGUCUCUAGCUCAUUAUAUAAUCUACUAAACUGCACUUAUGCAAUUAUAAGGGCUUUUUAUCUCCUUGCUAUGCAGGUGCAUCGUUCUGUACUUGGAUGAUUUUUGGGUCUCACUGGCCGUGCCAGUCGUGGUACCUAUCUGUAUCGUUUGGUAAAAUAUGUAAUAAACAUGUAAUGGUUCUCGU
Pseudophryne corroboree (corroboree frog) is the source of this 20020-nucleotide messenger RNA. It is a transcript of the gene OPRL1, whose product is annotated as opioid related nociceptin receptor 1. The coding region runs from base 379 to 1461 and encodes 360 amino acids. The record is from RefSeq and is a predicted model, not a curated record. Gene Ontology annotation, cellular component: plasma membrane; neuron projection. The transcript is spliced from 4 exons. Gene Ontology annotation, molecular function: nociceptin receptor activity; neuropeptide binding. Lineage: Eukaryota; Metazoa; Chordata; Amphibia; Anura; Myobatrachidae. Gene Ontology annotation, biological process: neuropeptide signaling pathway; sensory perception of pain.